Messenger RNA from Drosophila navojoa, 1306 nucleotides. RefSeq names its product sepiapterin reductase. Gene Ontology annotation, molecular function: sepiapterin reductase (NADP+) activity. Gene Ontology annotation, biological process: tetrahydrobiopterin biosynthetic process. The record is from RefSeq and is a predicted model, not a curated record. Lineage: Eukaryota; Metazoa; Arthropoda; Insecta; Diptera; Drosophilidae.
AGAAGCAAACCCGGAGACAGAUAGAUAGACACAGAGACAGCCAGCGAGCGAGUCGCCAGUCAGUGAGAUUAGGACAGUUGACUUGACGCAAUAUCAGCUUAAGUCUCAUCAAUUCAAUUCAGAUUCCCCCACAUAUAAGACACACGUGGUACACAGACCGCUUAUCAGCCGCAACCGAGUCUAGCAGUUCGCUUGGAGCGCACCGAUUGGAUCAGUACAGUUGUACAGUCAAAAGUGUUCGGAACAGCAGUCAGUUGACAGUGGGCAUCCUGUGGCAGGUCGUCAUGGCAGCUAAGAGAAUGGAUCUAAGUGUGCGCACGUUUUUGGUGCUGAGCGGCUGCUCGAAUCCGCUUGGCCAGACGCUUGCCCAGGAGCUGUGCGGCCGCCUGGCACCCGGCUCGAUGGCGCUCAUCCUGGACGAAAAUCCCGAGAAAUUGGAGGAUUUGAGACGGCAACUGACAACGGAUGCGGUCCUCAUAGUCCCUGGCGUCUGGGAUGCCCAGCAUAGCAAUGGCGUGCAGCUGCUGGAGCAGAGCCUGCUGCUGGCCGGAGAUGUGCCCUUCCAGCGCACCAUCAUGGUGCACAACGAGGGCGAGACUGCAACGCAUAUGCUACUGGAGCCGCAGACGGAGCAGACCUGGCUCGAGUAUGUGCAGCAUCAACUGUACGCGCCGGUGGCAUUGAAUCAACGCUGGCUCAACGCCAUCCAAUUGAAGGGCAUCGAGAAGCUGGCCAUCAAUGUCACCUCAUCGCUGCAGGUGCGCCCGUUGGUCUACAACACGCUGCUCUGCUCGUGCAAGCGGGCGCGUGACAUGUACUUCCGUUCCAUGGCCUCGGAGGAGGCGCGCGCCAAUGUCCAUGUGCUCAGCUAUGCGCCCGGCGUGCUCGAGACGCAUCGCACCCAUUGCGAUGAGAACGGCAACAUUCUGACGCCCGAGGAGCUGAUCGAGAUGCCGCCAGAGCGAAAAUUGCCGCGAGUCGAGCCGCUGCACUCGACGCUCAAGCUGAUCAACAUCCUGGAGAAGACCGCCUUUGUGUCCGGCCAUGAUGUGGACUAUUACGACACCUUCUUCUUAUGAGUAGCAAUGCAGUCGUGGUCUGUGCAUCCAAUUGCAAUCACUUACCGCAAUUGGCUUGCACGGGCACGAACUGCCACAGACAUGCUUUUCAACAUGGCGAACGGUGACGACCUAGACUUUGUCCAACUGAAUACGGAUUUGAAUAAAAUAUGGCUGCUGAUCCUUGUGCUACUAACGGUACAAUUUGCGUGCUACGCAAACGAGACACACGAAAACGAAACACAAAA